AUGGUUGCUCUUCUCCAGUCGUAAUGGUCCUCGGCGCCCCCGCUGCUGUUCAUGAGCACCGCAGUUGCCACCCCACCAAAGCUUCCUCUGGUCUGUGCCGGCCGGGCUGCUCGAGCGGGAGUGCAAAGGAGCGGCAGCCACCACGGAGGAGGCGGCUGCGCCGUUCUGGCUGCUCCAUCGAGUAAGGCCGUUGCCAGGAGCUGCUUCGCGCCAUCGUCGGUGGCAUGGUGGCAACCGGGAGUGUGGUGGAAGGCGGCGAAGCACGCCGAUACCACCGGCGUGGUGGUUCGGGCCGUUCUGCUGCGUCGGCUCGGCCCGUAUGUAUGGAGCAUGCUCCGGCGUCUGAUGAUCGGCUGUUGUAUCGUAGUGGCCUUCUGCACGCUAGCAAGGUCGUCCGAUGAGCGGCGCUCAAAUUCUGUCAAGCUGGACUUCAUUCGUGAGGUCCUCCCCCCGUUCUUUCUCUUGAGGGUGUUUUCUCUUCUGUUGAUCCGAGGCAGGACAGGAGGUACAACACCAACACGGCACGACGGCUACGGCUACGGUUACGGGAGGCCUCUGGCCAGUGGUGAUGCCGGUGUUCAGCGAGGUCCUGGCGGCACGCGACGUGGCUGGCUGCUUACAGCUGAGCUCGCGCUCUUGGCCGUGAGCAGCGACCCGCGAAUCCCCAGAUCCAUGCUAGCUAAAGAUUCCAGGGUUGAUCCUUCUUGCGGCGAGGAAGGGGCGCGUGCAUUGGCGGGCGAAUGGUGGUGGGCUGCAUCACUUAUGGGUGUGCGACGAAGGCGUCAGCGACGACAAGCGGGACGUGUUGGUGGUCAGUUCACAGAAAGGGCACGACAUGGUGUUCCCCAAGGGCCAGUUGCGCUUGACGAGUCCAUGGACAACACGGUCCAUCGCAAGGCCGAGGCCGGCGACUGCGCUGACACAGGCAAGGUGCUCCGCUGCUGGCACUACGAGAGAGGCCUCGACCUCAAGUGCUGCUCUCCUCUCCUUUGCUCUCUGAAAUCAAUUGAUCACUAUUUCGUUUUGCAUAUAUUUCGUUUUCAGGCAGAGGAGCACCGGCAAAUCAAUCUGAAGUAUUUAUCAUAAUGACACCAUCUCACCAAAAAGCUUCUUUUGAGAGUACCAUGUCAGGUCUAUGUGGUGUGGUCGUUUAUAUGUGACACCACAGGUACGCAUGGGAUACUGGGCUCACAUAACUAAUUAAUAAUUCAUAACAUUGAGUUGCAAAUUAACUGCAUGUCAUGUUUCAGUUGAUCAUGCUGCAACCAUACAAUCCAUGGGCUACAGCUUAGGGCACUGCAUAUGAUUUCACAUGAUGUUCUGUAUAUGGGGUUGCAUGUGGAUUAAUUAGUUCCUCCGUGCCCAUCAUGGUCAAUG
Molecule: messenger RNA, 1377 nt
Organism: Triticum aestivum (bread wheat)
Lineage: Eukaryota; Viridiplantae; Streptophyta; Magnoliopsida; Poales; Poaceae
Exons: 2
Coding region: 52-1086 (344 amino acids)
Source: RefSeq, a predicted model, not a curated record